Trematosphaeria pertusa is the source of this 1209-nucleotide messenger RNA. RefSeq lists its product as uncharacterized. The coding region runs from base 1 to 1209 and encodes 402 amino acids. Lineage: Eukaryota; Fungi; Ascomycota; Dothideomycetes; Pleosporales; Trematosphaeriaceae. The record is from RefSeq and is a predicted model, not a curated record. The transcript is spliced from 4 exons.
AUGUCGGACCCGUUGAGCGUCACCGCUAGCGUUCUCGCAGUGGCCACUGCCGCAUUCCAGGUCGCCAAAGCUUUGAAUGAGCUCGCGGAGGGCAUAGGAUCAGCCGGCGCAGAAGUCCGAUUCUACGCCAACGAGCUGGAUUCCUUUGCCAAAUUACUCCGAGUAAUAGAGACUCACGUAUCCGAUCGAGAGGACGAAGCGAGUGCCGUAGAGCACGGUCUACUCCUGGAAAUCGUGGGCGUUUGCAAACGCACUCUGGAGCCGAUCAAGUCUGUGCAAACGAAAUUGAGCCCGCUUCUUGAGCGGUACCGAGACAGCCACAGCAAACUCCGGAGCUUUGGACUUCGUAUCUGGUGGAUCUUCAGCAAGAAGGGAGAAAUGUUGUUCUACCGCGGUGCUUUACGCCGACAACAUGAGCUGCUUGACACGACGCUCAGUUCCAUGAUCCUGAAGGCGACGUCGACGAGGGACAAAAGCCCUCGCAACAUUCAAAACAUCUAUGUGCUACAACUUUCUGUGGAAAACUCCGUCACCAACAUCAAGGCUACCUUGCGUGAGCCGGCACAGUUACGUAUUGAGAUGGAGUCACAGCCCAUCAGUUCAUCCGAACGUCUUCUCACCGCAGACGGGGGACAUCAAGACAGAGCCAUGGCUGAAACGGAACCCCCACAGUCGCCCGUGGCAGCAGGCCCGGGUGAUCAGAACGGGCCUGAGACGACAAUAGCGAAUCCGCCCAUCAGGAGGGACACAAUUCUGGGCUUGGUAGUCAGGGCUCCUCAGGCGCCCGAAACAGACCCCGAAGUAGAUCCCGAAGUUGACGCAGCACUGGAGGGCCUGGGCGUUGAAGAGACUCUUGACGCGCACUUUCAAGAAUCUGCCCAAGAGUUCUGGGAGGAUAUGAGAGCGGUAUCUCGGAAAGUGCUCCGCUAUGCUUCUGAGGAUAUGGUCAAGUUCCUCAGCAAGGUGUCGCCAAAGACCGAAGUCUACGACUUCGACAUCAUCGGACCGCAAGGCCAAAUCCUCAUGCCGCAAUACUGGUCGCGGGUCGUCCAGCCUGGCUGGUCUAUUGAACUGCUGUUCCAUGAAAGCAAUUUGAACCUAUCGAGCAUGACAAAGCGCAGGCUCCGACUGAAAGAGGAACUCGAGGACCUACAACAGGAGCUGGAAUACAAGAAAGCGAUGGAUGCUCUCAACGGCGGGGACUGGUAA